Molecule: messenger RNA, 534 nt
Organism: Gekko japonicus
Lineage: Eukaryota; Metazoa; Chordata; Lepidosauria; Squamata; Gekkonidae
Product: serine/threonine-protein kinase ULK2-like
Exons: 3
Source: RefSeq, a predicted model, not a curated record
GUGAGCAAGGCGGCUGGGAGCUGUCCAAGUGGUGCUCUGCACUGCAGAGUCCCGGGGCCCCCUUCGCCUCUUCCUGGGGUUCCCAGUAACUCCGGACAAUGGUGCAGAUUGGAGAGCAGCCGCUUCCCAGCCCGCAUUGGUUUCCCCUCUCGCUGACUUGUGCCCUCAGGCAGUGCCAGCCCCCGGUCUCCCCCCGCAGCGAGACGGCGCCCAUCCCGGUUCCCACCCAGCUGCGCAAUUACCAGCGCAUCGAGCAGAACCUGACCUCUGCCGCCAGCCCCGUCUCAAAUCCUCACGGGUCACCAAGAUCGGCUGUGGUCAGGCGGUCGAAUACCAGCCCCAUGGGCUUCUUGAAGACAGGCUCCUCUUCCCCAGUGCCGGCGGAUGCCAUGCAGGGCGUGGGGCGCAGGCUGUCCACGGGUUCCUCGAGGCCGUACUCUCCCUCACCAUUAGUUGGCACCAUACCGGAGCAACUUGGACACUGCUGCUGUGGACAGCCGCAAGGACACGAAGCCAGGAGCCGGAACUCCUCAG